Aspergillus ochraceoroseus IBT 24754 is the source of this 3580-nucleotide messenger RNA. RefSeq names its product NPA1/URB1 family protein. The transcript is spliced from 5 exons. The coding region runs from base 13 to 3384 and encodes 1123 amino acids. The record is from RefSeq and is a predicted model, not a curated record. Gene Ontology annotation, biological process: maturation of 5.8S rRNA from tricistronic rRNA transcript (SSU-rRNA, 5.8S rRNA, LSU-rRNA); maturation of LSU-rRNA from tricistronic rRNA transcript (SSU-rRNA, 5.8S rRNA, LSU-rRNA). Lineage: Eukaryota; Fungi; Ascomycota; Eurotiomycetes; Eurotiales; Aspergillaceae. Gene Ontology annotation, cellular component: nucleolus.
AUUUAGCCCAGAAUGUCCCCGCAUGAGGAUCGGGCUCCUCUCGCAAAGAGAAGGAAGCUAGAUGAUCCCCAAGAAUCCGGAGAUUCUCCUGUCAUCGCAUCACAUCUAGAGCUCCGUUCUCUGCUACUUUUUCAGCAGAAUGUCCCGGAAUCAAAGCAUGGAGUAAGGAAAUUCAAGGAAUUUCUCACUUCUAUCGCUCAAGCGGAGAAUGAAGGCGAGAAGGCUAAAAAGUUCCGCAUCCUCAAAGCUUACUGCGACUCCCAAAUCUCUCGCACUACCGAGGAGCCAGUCUGUUUCCCGGAUUUGGUCCAAACCUGGGGAUUCGCCGAUACCAACAACAAUGAGUCCUUGUUGACGGUUGUCCCCUCUGUUCUGGCGCUGUUCAUUAAGACAGUGUCGAGCCAUUUGGGGUUCCGCGACUUCGGCAUCGCCUUGUGCAAAUAUCUGCUGCAAAAGGAGCAGCUCCGUUUGUUCAAUCGGGGUCUUACGGCGAAUAAAUCCAAGGAGCACUUGAUCUCGCCUUGUCUCCGUCUCUUGACGGAAAUUGUCAGUUUUGAUGGCGGCGCGGUCGCAAGGCAGCUCUAUCUUGCCCGGUACAUUACCUUCAAGCGGAUUGAUGUCUUUUUGACGCCGAAUAAAGCGCAACUAGAGGAAACCUCAGACGACCCCAAUGCGUCUACGCUGCGGAGAAAUGCUCAGAGAUAUGUCCUGGCCAAUUUGAAAUUCCAGCAUGUCACGUCGAAAACCGAUGUUAUUGAGCAGCAAAAGGUCAUCAGGGCAUUCAUUGAAUACCUGAAGAAAGACCCGCGAGAGAUUGUUGUUGAAGUCAUCAAAUCUAUCGAUCGGGAUAUAGUCCAGGAUGCAUCUCUUUCCAGACAAACGAAAACGAAGUUCUUCAGCCGCUGGAAUCUGGAGAGAUUGGUCACGCUUUAUGGGUAUGACCGAGAAUCUGAACAGUCAAAUGCGACCAAUAUCUCGAUCGCUGAUGAGAUUCACAAAAUAUUGAUGGCUGUUGGCACGAAAACCGAACAUGGUGUCUUGCUGUCGGAGACGGGCUGGUAUCCCAAUGGCAGUGAUCCCGAAUCGCCUCCUCUUGACGAUGACACAUCGAUUGAUCUCGGGCUGGACUCUGCAGCCUUCGUAGACAAAUUCAAAGAGUCUGUUCCAGUCCGUAACGGAACGCUCUCUUACCUUAUCCAGACUCUUCGUCCGGAGUCGGAUAGCCAACAGAUUGAACUACUGCUGGCGAUCUUCAAAGCUGCACCAGAGCUCAUCGCUGACUAUUUCACGAAGAAAACCAUGUUCAUUUCGGAUCCUAAACCUACUCCUUCGUGGAUGGCAGAGUCUGCAGUGCUCUUUUCCGCGGUUAGACUGCCUGUUCCUGCCCACUGUGGUUGGAAGGAUAAGCUACCCACUAUGCCUCCGCCAGUCUCCGUCGUUAUCGAGAAUGUGCUCCCACGGCCCCUCACGCAAAAGAUUCUAACUCGGUGCCUGAACGUGAAUGCGGAAAUUGUCACUCUCUUUGCUGUUCGAAUUUUGACCUUAUCUUUCCAUAAAUUGAAAGCCGUCUUGAAAAUUUUCCAUGCUGAUCACGGAGCCAGCCAACCUCUUUGGACCCAGGCUGCAGAAAAGCUGGUGGUUGAGUUCUGUCACCGAUGCCCUCUGGUGAAGGAUGUCGUAACUCUGUUCAGACGAACGGCGAAGGACGAUUUGCAACAACAAGACGCUGUUUCGGAGCUGCUUGCAUGCUUCUACGAAGUGACCCCCGACGCUGCCUUUGAUGAGGGAUUUGAUGUGUCACUGGUUCUGGUCGAUGCUCUGAAACGACUAGACGAGGAAAAUCUCGGGGAGGAGGAUUCUGAACUUCUGCUCAGUCUACUACAGAAUAUCCUCAGAAUUGCCCAACAGUCCGCGUCCCUUCGCUGGUGGCAACAACCUGGUUCCAUGCAGUUUUCCGCAUUUACGUCUAUCCUAAAAGUUCUCAUUGAAGCUUCCUCAAGAGACUCUCUCAAGGAUAUUGAUGCCCUUCUCCGAAAUGUACUGACAGAACAUUCGGUUCUUCAACGCACUUCAUCGUUUCCUGCCCUUCUGUCAAGUUUCGAAUCUUCGGACUCGGAUUCCCUCCAUCACCAGUUGGUCUUUUUUGAUAAUUGCGCCUGCCGUAUAGCUAAAAAGCCUGUUCAUUAUUUUGACUUGUUGGGAUCGUUGGUGGAGGAUACGUCACAGUCUCUUAGUCCCCUCGUGGCGGCCGUUGUCGAACAAUGGCCGUUCAUUUUCAAGGCGGGGAAAGCGGAAGUGGAAAAAGCUGUGGGCGCAUUUGUUGUCAACUUACUGAAGAAUCUCCGUUCAUCUGGGGAAGAUCUGCGUGCAUUGAAAGCUGCGCGGGAUCCAUUGGUCAAUGCAACCGAUGACAAAAAGCUCAAGUCGCGGCUGAAGAAAUCCUUGAAAGAGGCUGAGGAUGUGCAAAAUGACACUGAUAUGCGGGAUGCUGAGUCUGACCCAGAGAAGCCUCUCCCUUCGAAAGGAGAAAAGCAGGACGUGGACUUGAUCGAAAUUUUCGGCGCUCUACCUGCCGAGGGCACAACACACAACGAAUUACAUCGCUGGGAACAGAAAGACCUGGAAGUGUCGGUGGAAGAAGGUCAUAUUGCAGAGCUCAUGCGUUGUUUGUCCUCGGAGCACGAAGAAGUGCGACGACAGGCCUUCGCAGGUAUACCGCGGUUCAUGUUGAAGUUAAAGGAAUCCAAAUAUGCGGAAUGGCGAUCUACAUACAUUCUUACAGGAGAGCUGCUUGAAACCGUAAAACAGCUCGGGCUUGAAUCCCCUAUCCCGUGGAUUGUCGGGGAAUGCGCUGCCAGCUGCUUGGCGGUUCUUGUAAAUCCCAUGCAUAAACUUUAUGGAAAGGUCAACAAGUUCCUCCAAAAGGCUCCUUCCUGGGAACCGGAGAAGAUCCCAUCUUACUGGAUCGACAAGAUCCUGUUGCAUGAACCGGAGUUGGAUGACGGUUAUUUCGAAGAAGUAGGCUGGUUACUUGACUUGCUGAUCAAGGGUCUACGCGCUGGAAACGAUAUGGAUAUCUACCGUCGAGCUAACGUUUUCGAGCGCGUUCUCGCGUUUUACGACUCACCUAGCGCCGGGUUCUCCGCCAAGAGGCGGAUUCUACAUUUGCUGUUCCGGGCAACUCAAGUCCAAGGCAGCACAACCCUGAUCACUCGAGCAGGUAUCAUUAGCUGGAUCCAGAGUCAACUCCCAGGAGUGAGCGGAAGAGACGAGUCCACCCUGACGGCUAUGGCGCAGUCAUUGUAUGAGUCGUCAGACCAGGACCGGGCUGCCAAAUGGAGUGGAGGUGCAGUAUUCCAGACGGUUGAAGACCUUGUGGCAUAAUUUUUUUUUUUUUUGGUCAUCUGGAGGAAGACCUGGCUAGUUUGACGACUUUCAGUAACUAUAGCAUAGAUAUGUACAUACCUAGGUAGGAGGUUAAACCGCUUGUUUCGAUUCUGGACAAGUUGAGAGUGUACUUUUCAAAAGAAUCUCAGGGACACCACACCCCCCUAUAGUGCCAGGAAUGAUAAUACUUUUU